UACCUCCUUCUACAACUGGGACAUGCCUGAAUAGCGUUCGGUUUCGCGAUUGUUCUUCCCAUCUCCUUAGCGAGAGUACUUCAAGCCCUAAACUCGAAAAACUAUUUGAGAUCAAGUUUGGAUCCUCUCUCUACAUCAUCUCAAGAUCAUCUCAAGAUCAAGCUCGAAGAUGGAUCACUCAUGGCGUCACCAACCGCCGACUCAAGGUAACAUCUGUCCAACAUGCUCAAUUUCCCACUUUCCAUUUUGUCCUCCACGACCCCCUUUCAAUCAAAACCCUAGAUUUCCACCACACCACAAUCACUCCUUCCAAACGCCAUUCUUCGAUCCGUUUCCGGAUCACAAUAGGCAAGCAGUGGAUCCCCACCGUCCGUUUCAUGGAAUUCCCGGUGAUGGGUUCGGAGAUCCACGGGGUUGGCACAGAAACCCUAGUUUAGAGAGGGACCCAUAUGGGCAAUUCCAUGGACAGUCUCAGAUUGGAGAGACUGCUAUGAACAGGGACGGUUUUUCCCCUCCUAGGUACGGCUCUGGUAGUGUUGGGUAUAAGAGGAUGAGGGUUGAUGAGGCCGGUGUUGGGUCGUUUACCAAUGAGAGUCACAUGAAUCCGUCAAGAUUCUCAACGGAAAAUGAGCGAAGAUUGAAGUUGAUUCGCGAACAUGGUGGGGCUAGUUCGAUGUUGGGAAUGAGUACAGGUUUUGAUAUCGAGACAAAAGGAUAUAUACAAGAACGUUCAGUUUUUGACAAUAAUUUUAGUAGUAUAGAUGGUGGGGAGCAUAUGAAAUUUGAUGAAUUGCGAAGUGGUGGAGAUGAUACAGCACUAAAACAUCCAAGAAAUUCUGAGAUGAACAGUUUUCGAGAUCCGGGUUUUGGUAGUUUUGACAGAAAAGGGAUGUCUUUUCACCCCGAACGUGGUUUCAACCAGCAUAACUAUAGAGAGGAACAUGGUUUAGCCUAUGCACCGCAAUAUGUGCGGAGUAAUAGGAAUGAAGAACCUGGGCAAUCUCGUUAUAGUCAAGUAGAAAACUCUUUGCAUUCAUCUUUGCAGUCAAGUGGACACAGUGGUGUCGUGGCUGGAGGGUCAACCAAUGUCAAGCAGGGCCGGCAAGGUCAAGAUGUGACAGUUCUGUACCAUGAAGGAGUUCAGUAUAAUUCGAAUUAUGGAGAUGAUUUUUUAUCAAGUGAACAUAAGGGUGAGUUCAAUCUGCAGUCACACGUGUCUCAGUCUCAGAGUUUGCCUUAUCCCACUGUGGAAGUUCCUAAUGAGAACUAUUACGACCGUGAUUUCCGACGAGGUUACCCUCCUGAGGCAAUGUCAGCAAAGGAAUCCCAGCAUUCUCAUCCUACUAUGUGGCAAGGGUUGUCGGGGUCGGGUGCACCAUACCAUGAACAGAUUGGUAAUUUUCCAAUGGAGGAGAACCACAAUUCUAACAAUCAAAUGCUGCUUCGGCCAAAACAUGAUUUUCCAUCCCCAGGACAACCGAGUAAUAGGAGACCAUCACUUGAAGUUAAUGUUCCAGCACAGGAUGGGAAUGGGGGUGCAAUUGGACAUCAAAGUUUGAGCAAACGAGGUGGUUAUGUACCAAUUUCCACUGGCAGUAGCAUGGUUUUGGAAAAUAUCAUUACAAUGCAGGUUUCUCAAUUAUUUGAUGUUCAGCCUCCUCUUCCUGCUUCUCCACCGCCUCCUCUUCCAGUGGAUCCUCCGCGUCAUUCUUUAUCAGAGUCACUUGCCUCAGCUUCCUCGCCCCAAAAAUCCUCUUCAUUGUUUCCUAUUCCUAUCAGUUAUUCAACUACUGUGCCGUCAUCAUAUCCUCCUGUUCCAGACCAAUCUUUUGGACAACCCUAUUUUCAAAAUAAACCACUUCUGCAUGUUUCAACUGGAUUUGCUAAUGAGGAUCCUCAAGCUACCCACAGGACAUCAUCUAAUAAAUAUUUGGUUGAAGACCAACCCUUUAGAGUGAUGUCUUCAGAUAAUCCAGAAGUUGUCGAUGCUUCUCAUAUAUUUAUGCAACCACAUCGGGUUGAGCGGCCUGAUCACUUUGUGAUAAUCCUUCGUGGGCUUCCAGGAAGUGGAAAAAGCUACUUGGCGAAGAUGUUGCGUGACCUUGAGGUUGAAAAUGGUGGUGAUGCCCCUCGUAUUCAUUCCAUGGAUGAUUACUUCAUGACUGAAGUAGAAAAGGUUGAGGGUAUUGACGCUUCCAGGUCCUCUGGUUCUGUCAGAGGGAAGAAACCAGUUACGAAAAAGGUCAUGGAAUACUGUUAUGAACCUGAGAUGGAGGAGGCUUAUCGGUCAAGCAUGUUGAAAGCUUUUAAAAAGACCCUUGAGGAGGGGGUUUUCUCCUUCAUAAUUGUGGAUGACCGCAAUCUGCGGGUAGCUGAUUUUGCUCAGUUUUGGGCAACUGCGAAGAGAUCGGGCUAUGAAGUUUACCUAUUAGAAGCUACGUACAAGGAUCCAGCGGGUUGCACAGCUAGGAAUGUGCAUGGUUUUACCCGGGAAGAGAUACAGAGGAUGGCUGGACAGUGGGAAGAAGCUCCAUCCUUGUACUUGAAACUGGACAUCAAGUCAUUAUUCCACGGAGAUGAUUUGAAGGAAAGCACGAUUCAAGAGGUGGACAUGGAUACGGAAGAUGGAGAUUCUGAUGGUGGUAUAUCUGGAUUGGAAAAAAUAAAUCCUGAGAUUACAGUACAUCCUGCUGGAGAUAAUGGACCCGAUGGUACUCCAAAGGAUGAAGGAAGAUGGGACGCUGAAGCAGACCCUCAUAUAGACGAAGUGAAAGGAUUAGGAAGGAGUAAAUGGUCAGCAAAUUUUGAUGAAGAUGAUGCCCAAAGAACUGAAGCUGUAAAGGGGAAUUUAAAUGCUCUGUCUGGGUUGGUUCAUGCUUAUGGCAGAGAAGGUAAAUCUGUUCACUGGGGUGACCAGGUUGGCAAUACCGGCUUCUCAAUAGGUGCUGCCAAAACGGCAAAAGUCUUCUCUUUAGUGAUUGGGCCUGGUGCUGGAUACAACUUGAAGGCUAACCCCUUACCAGAAGAAGAGAAUCUGACAUCCACCCAGAACACUGGUGAGUCAAAGGGGCGAAGCAUAUUCCAAGAGCAACUCCGUGCUGAGCGCGCGUCUUUCAAAGCUGUGUUUGACAAGAGGCGACAACGAAUCGGAGGCCUUGUCAUGGAAGAGGAAUAAUUUUUGCUGAAGCAGAUUCUUUAAGCUCUGCAGUUAAUGGCAGAUUUUAGCAGCUGUGGUGUUACAGUAUAUACAAAAAAAGAGGGAGAAGGUGUUUUUCAGGUCCUCUCCUUGUAUAAGCUUAAUGAAUAGGGGCCUAUUUCUUUUUAAAAUUUUUUAUUUCAUAUUUUAUUUUUUGUAUUGUUUCCGAGGAAAUUGUUGUAUUUUGUGCCUGAGAAUUGAUGGCUCUCUUCCUUAAUUGUUUGGCAGACUGGUUACAAGAACAAUUUCUUGUGCUCAGGUUCAUGCGAAUCAUGCAUUUGGUGAUAGUUUUGGUUGGAGGCA
Molecule: messenger RNA, 3499 nt
Organism: Cornus florida
Lineage: Eukaryota; Viridiplantae; Streptophyta; Magnoliopsida; Cornales; Cornaceae
Exons: 13
Coding region: 170-3175 (1001 amino acids)
Biological process (GO): regulation of telomere maintenance
Cellular component (GO): nucleus
Source: RefSeq, a predicted model, not a curated record